Erinaceus europaeus (western European hedgehog) is the source of this 5437-nucleotide messenger RNA. It is a transcript of the gene MYT1, whose product is annotated as myelin transcription factor 1. Gene Ontology annotation, molecular function: RNA polymerase II cis-regulatory region sequence-specific DNA binding; DNA-binding transcription factor activity, RNA polymerase II-specific; zinc ion binding. Gene Ontology annotation, biological process: regulation of transcription by RNA polymerase II. The record is from RefSeq and is a predicted model, not a curated record. Gene Ontology annotation, cellular component: nucleus. The transcript has 23 exons. NCBI's taxonomy places the organism in Eukaryota, Metazoa, Chordata, Mammalia, Eulipotyphla, Erinaceidae. The coding region runs from base 439 to 3834 and encodes 1131 amino acids.
UAUUGGAGCCCCAAGGGUUCAUGGGUAGCGUAUUUACAAAGGGAGCCUCUCAGCCAGCCCUGUGCCACUGCGGCUUAAUGAGCGGUCAUUAAGUAAAUGAGACAUCCCCUCUAGCUGGCUUCCGAGUCUGCACACUGAAGGGGAGAAGAUAUUUAAUUGAAACCCCGCACUCAGACUUCCCCACAUGUGACGCCGAGAGGGAGGCAGCUGCCUUCCUUCUUCUCCCCUCCUCCUCCCCCCACGCGUCCACCCUGCAGCCUCUCCCCCCCAUGUAAAUUUCAUGAUUGCUUUCCGUGAUGUCAUUUUGCAAGAGGACAGACAAUAGCUGUGGGGAAAGAAAAUGAAUUCCGGGGUGAGCUGCUGAGCCAGAGGUGGACACACGGCGAUAAGGGCAGCACCUGCCGGACUUCAAGACUCCUCCUAAGCAGACGCAGCAAGAUGAGCUUAGAGAAUGAGGACAAGCGCACUCGCACCCGCUCCAAGGCCCUCCGAGCACCCCCGGAGCCUGCAGGCGCUGACCUCAGCUGCCCCACACCAGGAUGCACGGGCUCUGGACACAUCCGGGGCAAGUACUCCAGGCACCGCAGUUUGCAGAGCUGUCCCCUGGCUAAGAAGAGGAAGCUGGAGGGUACAGAGGCCGAGCACCUGGCAUGCAAGCGGAAGUCGCACCCCUUGAAGCUGGCGCUGGACGAGGGCUAUGGUCUGGACAGUGACGGCAGUGAGGAGACUGAGGUGAAGGGCGCCUCUGUGUCGGACGAGUCGGAAGGAAGCAUGGACGAGAAUGAGGCGGACAUGCCUGGUCGGGAGGAGGCGCGGCAGCCCCCCGAGGCAGCUGAAGGAAGGAGCCCUAUCAAGUCUCACUUGGGACCCCAUCCCCUCAGUAGCCCCUCAGGCCCCUCCAAGGGUGGCUAUAGCAGCUACCAGGAGAUCAUUGCCACGUCACUCCUCAACUUGGGCCAGGUUGCUGAGGAGACCCUGGCAGCAGGGGAGGUGGGUCAGGCAUCCAAGUCAGGGCCUGGCCUGGUGCACCUGGUUCAGGAGGAGGAGGAAGAAGAGGAAGAGGAAGAGGAGGAGGAUGAGGAUGAAGAGGAGGAGGAGGAAGAGGAGGAAGAAGAGGAUGAAGAGGAGGAGGAGGAUGGGGGCAGCAGUGAUGAGGGUGACAAGGACAUAUUUAUCCAGCCAGAGGACGUAGAGGAGGUCAUUGAGGUCAGCAGUGAGCCCUCCCAGGAGCCUGGGCCCCAGUCCCCAGCUGGUGUGGUUGGUGCAGGGCCCAGCAAGCUGAGUGUGGGCCUGAGGUUGGAGGAGGAUGAGGAGGAGGAGGAAGAGGAGGAGGAGGAUGAAGAGGAGGAUGAAGAUGAUGAGGAAGAGGAGGGGGGCUCAUCUGAUGUGGUCUGCCAGGAGGACACCUCCCACGGUCCCAUACCCAAGGCCCCCACACCCCGCUGCCCACUGGCUACCAGCCCCAAACCUGAGUAUGCAGUCAUCGUGGAGGUGCGCUCGGAUGAUGGCAAGGACGAGGAUGCCCACUCUCAGAAGUCAGCUGUCACUGAUGAGUCGGAGAUGUACGACAUGAUGACUCGAGGCAACCUGGGCCUCCUGGAGCAGGCCAUCGCCCUCAAGGCUGAGCAGGUGCGCGCUGUGUGUGAAUCCGGCUGCCCGCCCACAGAGCAGGCCCCGCUGGGCCCUGGGGAGCCCAGCAAGGGGGUGCGGCCCUUGGACGCCUCUCGGAAGAGCUACUGCAGCAAAGAUCCCUCAAGAGCCGAGAAACGGGAGAUCAAGUGCCCAACGCCAGGCUGUGAUGGCACGGGCCAUGUGACGGGGCUGUACCCCCACCACCGCAGCCUGUCUGGCUGCCCCCACAAGGACAGGAUCCCCCCCGAGAUCCUGGCCAUGCACGAGAACGUGCUCAAGUGCCCCACACCCGGCUGCACGGGCCAGGGCCACGUCAACAGUAACCGCAACACGCACAGAAGCCUGUCUGGGUGCCCCAUUGCUGCUGCUGAGAAACUAGCCAAGUCGCAUGAAAAGCAACCACCACCGACAGGAGAGACUUCCAAGAACAGCUCCAAUUCGGACCGGAUCCUCAGGCCCAUGUGCUUUGUGAAGCAGCUGGAGGUGCCUCCAUAUGGAAGCUACCGGCCAAGUGGGGCUCCUGCCACGCCCAGGGCCAACCUGGCCAAGGAGCUGGAGAAGUUCUCCAAGGUCGCCUUUGAUUAUGCAAGCUUUGACGCUCAGGUGUUUGGCAAACGCAUGCUUGCCCCAAAGAUUCAAACCAGCGAAACCUCACCGAAAGCCUUUAAAUGCUUCGACUACGCGCACGACGCCGAGGCCGCCCACAUGGCCGCCACUGCCAUCCUCAACCUUUCCACCCGCUGCUGGGAGAUGCCUGAGAACCUCAGCACCAAGCCCCAGGACCUGCCUGGCAAGUCAGUGGACAUUGAGGUGGACGAGAACGGGACCCUGGACCUGAGCAUGCACAAGCACAGGCGGCGGGACGCUGCCUUCCCGGGCGGCGGCAGCAGUGGCAGCAGCCCCAGCGUGAAGUCCCCCGACGCCCCUCAGCGGCCCGGCAGCACUAGCGCCCCCAGCAGCUCCAUGACCUCGCCCCAGUCCAGCCAGGCCUCUCGCCAGGACGAGUGGGACCGGCCGCUGGACUACACCAAGUCCAGCCGCCAGCGGGAGGAGGAGCCCGAGGAGUCAGAGCCAGCAGCCCAUUCUUUUGCUUCUUCUGAAGCAGAUGACCAGGAAGUGUCGGAAGAGAAUUUUGAGGAGCGGAAGUACCCGGGGGAAGUCACCCUGACCAACUUUAAGCUGAAGUUCCUCUCCAAGGACAUAAAGAAGGAGCUGCUCACCUGCCCCACGCCCGGCUGUGACGGCAGUGGCCACAUCACUGGGAACUAUGCCUCCCACCGCAGCCUCUCUGGUUGCCCUCUUGCUGACAAGAGCCUCAGAAACCUCAUGGCUGCCCAUUCUGCUGACCUCAAGUGCCCCACACCUGGCUGUGAUGGCUCAGGUCACAUCACGGGGAACUAUGCAUCACACCGGAGCUUGUCAGGCUGCCCUCGUGCCAAGAAAAGCGGAACCAAGGUGACUCCCACGAAGGACGACAAGGAAGACCCUGAGCUCAUGAAGUGCCCAGUGCCAGGCUGCGUGGGGCUGGGCCACAUCAGCGGCAAGUACGCCUCUCACCGCAGCGCAUCAGGCUGUCCGCUGGCCGCACGCCGGCAGAAGGAGGGCUCCCUCAACGGAGCGCCUUUCUCCUGGAAGUCACUCAAGAACGAGGGGCCCACUUGCCCCACGCCAGGCUGCGAUGGCUCCGGCCAUGCCAACGGGAGCUUCCUCACACACCGAAGUUUGUCUGGCUGCCCCAGAGCCACCUUUGCUGGGAAGAAAGGGAAACUCUCAGGGGAGGAGGUUCUCAGCACCAAGUUCAAGACGAGUGAUGUGCUAGACAAUGAUGAGGACAUCAAGCAGCUGAACCAGGAGAUCCAUGACCUGAAUGAGUCCAACUCAGAGAUGGAGGCAGCCAUGGUACAGCUGCAGUCUCAGAUCUCUUCCAUGGAGAAGAGCCUGAAGAACAUUGAGGAGGAGAAUAAGAUCAUCGAGGAGCAGAAUGAAGCCCUGUUUCUGGAACUGUCAGGACUGAGCCAGGCCCUCAUCCAAAGUCUUGCCAACAUCCGCCUUCCCCACAUGGAGCCAAUAUGUGAGCAGAAUUUCGACGCCUACGUGAGCACCCUCACUGACAUGUACUCCAACCAGGAGUGCUACCAGAACCCUGAGAACAAAGACCUCCUGGAGAGCAUCAAGCAGGCUGUGAGGGGCAUCCAGGUGUAGGCUUGGCCCUGGUGGGGUUCCCAGGGCCCCUCAACUCAGCUCCACCGUUUACCUCUCUGGCUCUGCCCUUCCUGAGGAGAGACACCUCACAACAACUUCUGGUUGGCAGCCUUGGGAAGGAGGGGUGAGCGGCCCCCUCAGAAGUGCUUGCUGAGUGAGUGUGUGUAUGUGUGUAUGUGUGUGUGUGUGUUGGGUACGGGGGGGAGCACGGAGUGUUACAAAGCAAUUUAUAUUUUUGUUUUCUGAAAGAAAACUGAAGAGCAUCUCAAAGUUUCCAGCGGGAGCUCAUGGACUAGGUUCUCAGGGAAGUUUUGGAGUUUGAACCACAGUAUUCCUUUGUCUGUCAAGGCUGGAGAGCAGCUGGGUGUGGGGGUGCAGGGACAUGGCAUCCCCCGAACCUCCGUCGGGGCCAUGUGUCUGCUCUGUGAGGCCCACGUGGCAAAUGUGUCUUCUGUUUUCAUUUGAUUCAGUUUUGUGUUGAGGGUGGAAAGCAGUGCUGUUGGAGGCUGAGUGAGAGCAGGCCCAUGGUCCUGCUUCCUCCUGGGGCUGAGGUCUCCUGCUCUCAGCGUCAACCCAGGAGUGGGACAACACCCCACCCCCAACUGCCACAUACCCCAGAGUGGGGCUGAGCUGGACCCAGGUGGGGACAGCAUGGGUGAGGUCAGGAGCUGAACCCCUCACUGGAGGCCACUUCCUUUUUUGUCCAUUCCAGAUAUGGAAAAAAAAAAAAGCAAAUUUCUCUUGUCCUGUGUUCAAAACACGGUGUUCCUAAUGUGUAAAUAGAGUCCAAAUUGAUUGUAUCUGCCAUUCCAAGUUAGUAUUUAAAAGUAGAGAAAUUGCACUUCCUGGAAGAAGAAGACAAAUCCUUUUUUUAAAAAAAGUAGUUAGUUUGAUUCUCCUGUAAAGUAUUUAAUUUUUGUCCGAAGAUGUGAGUAUUUAUAUCUGCCACCCCUUAUGUUAAUGUCUGCUAUUUAUUUCACAUUUUAAUUUAUUGAUUUUAUACUAUGUCAGUGGGACGCCACUGCGAGGCAUCACGAGAAGGGGAAAGAAUGGAAUCAAAGCAAAAUUAUUUGACUACAGGCCUGGCCACAGGGGAGAAAAAAAAAAAAGAAGAACUUGCUGUAACUUCCAGUUAUAAUUUUGAUGCGACCAAGUUAUUUUUCAUAUAUUUUGUUAUUUAUUCUUUUAAGAAUAGACUUUUUUAAAGAAGUAUUUUGUAACCGAGGACUUUUGAUAAUUUGGGGAUGAGCUCACUGUUGAUGGUCUGAUGGAGAGAGAGAGAGACUUUUGCCGGUUUUCUUUCUUGCCUUUCUGUUCCCCUUGGUUGGAGGGCUGGCCUGCAGCCCAUGGAGUUGCGUCUGUGUUAUUUAUUGCCGUGAGGGGACACGUGUGUGCCCUGGUGUGUUGCUUGUGUUGCGCCUGUGUGCCGGUUCUCUGCGGCUGAGUCCUAUAGCUGUGAGGGAGAGGUGCCCCCGGCUCCCCGCUCCCCUGACAGCUUCAAUACUGUGACCCUCCUUCCUCAGGAAAUGCGUUGAGCCCACAGCACAGCACUUCACGGUGUGUCCGCAGGGUGAUUUCCUAAUAAAAGUCCACUGUGACUGUG